This is a messenger RNA of Pleuronectes platessa (European plaice), 1305 nucleotides long. Its product is annotated as cytosolic 5'-nucleotidase 1B. Gene Ontology annotation, biological process: nucleotide metabolic process; adenosine metabolic process. Gene Ontology annotation, molecular function: 5'-nucleotidase activity; nucleotide binding; magnesium ion binding. NCBI's taxonomy places the organism in Eukaryota, Metazoa, Chordata, Actinopteri, Pleuronectiformes, Pleuronectidae. The record is from RefSeq and is a predicted model, not a curated record. Gene Ontology annotation, cellular component: cytosol; cytoplasm. The transcript is spliced from 6 exons. Bases 192 to 1004 code for a protein of 270 amino acids.
ACAAGAAGAAGAAGUAGAAGAAGAAGAAGAAGAAAGAACCAAGUCAGAACCAAGUCGUCAGCUGUGUGUUUCUGGGGGAAGUUUGACGGGACAGCGCAGGUUGUAGUUGGCAGAAGUUGUAGUCGUUAGUCGUAUAUUGGAUGGGUCUAAAAUAUAUUAGACUGCAGGGUUUCAUCAUCUGAGGGGCGGACAUGGUCUCCACGGUCCUAAACACCGACGUGAAGCAGAUGAAGAUGUCUUGUCUGCAGAAGGAUGCUGAUCGUGCAGUGGUCGUCGCAGUAACGUCUCGUGCAGUGUUUGAAUCCGGGGCUGAAGGCGAUGAUGGUGAUGAGGUGUACAAAGUGGGCACGGCAUUCCCACUGCUACAGGCGCUCCAGAGAGUGAAUGCACGUCUGCUCGAGGAGAAUCCUGCUGAGUCGCUGCUGUUUGAUGUCAUCCUGGUCACCACUGACCUGGAACAGCAGCAGCAGAGCUCCCGCAUCAUCAGCAGCACAAGACAUUAUGGUCUUGAAGUCAGCAAGUUUAGUUUUUCCGGCACAGAGGAUUUCAUCGAGAGUUUACUGACAAAUAACGUGCGGCUCUUCCUGUCAACAGACAGAAACGAGGCGUCACAUGCAUCACAGAAUGGUGUUCUCUCGGCACUGCUGGACCAGAACUUGGCCUCCUGCCCAUCAGAGCAGCUCAGAGUUUUGUUCUGCGGAGACGCCGUCAUCCGUUCCAACAUCAGCCCAAUGCCAGUGAGCCAACAGGCCACCCAGAGUUUCUCGGCUCAGCUGGGUGAGAUGCGGCAGCGGUUCGGCAUGUUCGACAGCCCUCUCAGCAUGGUUCUGAUGACGGCACGUGGAGGCAGGGAAAGCUGCUCCGCCGCCCUGCUCACAUUGCGGUCUCAGGGCGUUAGCGUGGAUGAGGCAUACUGCCUGGCCGGGGCACCUAGAGGCCCCAUUCUGUCCCUGAUCCGACCUCACUUCCUGCUCAGCAACAGCCUCAGUGACCUGGAGGAGUGAUCCCAUCAUUAACUGUCUCAUGACUUGUGUCUUCCUUUAUUGUGUCUUAAAGACCAAAUGCCAAAUCCUCAGUCAGGAUCAUUUAGUCUCUUUUAACCUCAGUGGUUGUGAAAAAGAUUGUUCUGUUACUGGUCUCUGCUUAGGUAUAAAAAUAUGUAUUGGUCUUUAUUGCUUGUCUCUUUAUUGGAAAUUCCUUUAAUUCAGUAAUCUGACUGAUCUGAAGUCAGAUUGUACAACAGUUUGAAUGUGAUUCUCUGGACUGAACCUGAAUUAAAGUUCUGUUUAAUUUUCAAGAAUCCCA